GGGACCCGCCAGUUACGCAACAAUAACAACGCCGUGAGGAGGUGCGUAGCGUCGUGCGGCGUGCGACACCGCAACGCGACACCGUGGAUCGUAUGGUGCGUUGACUGUCUCGCGUUUGUGGGGAAUCACUUGUUGAUAACGACGCGCGUGAGUGAGUGGAGAAACCCGCGUGGAAAGACGAAGGAAGAACCGGCGUUGAAAGAAGAAACGGCGAUUAUCGCCGUUGAAAAAUCGUGCGCGUGAGGAUUCUUUAAGGAACUCACGGGCGGGAGCGAAAGAUCUCGACGCGCCGCGAGUGACCUGAAAUCGAAAGAAGCGAGGAAGCUCGCGCGCGAAUAUUGAUCACGAUCUAGAGAAGCGAUGUGAAGAAGUGUGAAGGAGAGUGCGUGAUUUCGUGAGAACGAAAAGAUUUCGCAAAGCUUCGGAAGGGAAUCUCGAUCGAUCGCGAUCGGAAGCGGGAAAGCGUGACUUCGGAGCGUCUGUCGUUUUACGAGGGAAAGCUUCACGAGGUGAAAAUUGAAAAGCGCGAUGUGAUCGAUCGUUUAAGUAAGAAGAAAUCGAAAGGAUUCGCGAAUGUCACACUCGAUGCAAGAUAUGCCCAAAGUGUCAUUCAGUGCGAAAGAUCGAUGAGAAAUAUUGGAAGCUAGAUCAAGUUGACACUUAUCUUCUCUAGCAAUUAAUGAAUGAAGCGAGAGACAACCAGCGACCACGAGGACAGUCGGAGAAGAAUUUCAAACGAUCAUUAUUAUACACGAACAGAAAACAUUUAACUUGUAAAAAUCACAAGGCAAGGUGAUCGAAAGAAGCUAUCGAGAAGGUUGUUUGACAAAUCGAUGAAACGUCAACAUGUUGUAGCAUCAGUCGAAUAAAACUCCAAUAUAUAACAAGUCCCGGUUUCGCCGAUAAAUACGAUCGGCAAAAACGAGGUCGCUGCAUCGUGUCGAUGCGAUAGAUCGACCGGAGAAGCCGCUACCGAUCACUCAGGGGAGGAGAGAGACGCGCGGGGAAUCCCGCCGCCGCUCGCGACGACUUGGCGUUUAGGCGCCAAUGACGUCACCGGACGAGUGAGGCCGCUUGUCGGGGGAAUUGGCGGUCGGAGUUUCUCGCCGCGGUGCGCGUUUACGCACCGACACGACACAACACAACGCUCGCGGCGUUACCGCGAUCGCCGACCAUGAUAGUCGCGGUGUUGAAUGGUAGUGGUAGUGGAGACCACGCGGUAGUCGUCGCGGCGUGAUGGUGUGCAGUUUGCUCGUGUCGUGCUCACGGUGGGGGUAAGGAGAUCCUGUGGAAUCGCGCUGCGCGGUGGCCGAUUACACUUUUCUACGUAUGUCGCUCGUCGACGGGCAAUGACUAACCGCGCGCGGCUGAGUGCAUUAGCGAGAGAUACUCGCCGUCGACACGGAGUUGAUCCGGAGCUGUCACUCGCCUUCGUUGUUGCCGCCGGUCUACGUCAGCACCGGUCAGACGUGAUUUGCAUAGCAAACAGAUUGUCGCGCUUGUACCUAGUAAGUGGAUAAUGAGAAGAGAAGAAGUCGUGGGUGCUCUCUCUCUCUCUCUCUUCUCAUGUGGUAGCGCGAGAACUCGCGAGCGAUCUUGCGCGCGGAUCCGUAUGUGGGUGAGUGUGUGAAUAUCGCUCUGUAUAUACGACUGAUUCGCGGUGCCAGAAGGAGGGAGAGAUAGAGGAUACGAGGCAAGUGUGGAGCUUAAAAUAGAAGAGUGACUUCGGUUUAAGUACGUGGCGGGAGGACAAGCGAGUAAAACGAAUCCAAAGGAAGGAGAGGGUGAAUGUUGUUCGCUUCUUCCCCGCCUCCGCGUUUCUGUGAUACGUUUAAAUUCUACGUUUCUUCGCGGGUAAACGAGGAAACAAGCGAGUUCGAGAGAGAACGAGAGUAUAUAUAAAUCUGUAUAUACACGUACACACACACAUACACACACACACAUACACACACAUAUAUAUAUAUAUAUAUAUAUAUAUAUAUAUAUAUAUAUAAUCUCGCGGUGAAGUGUUCUGUAUGUGUGAUAACCUCUAUAGUGCAUAUUGUGGUGGUGUAACGCAAGAGGGGAUAUAUCGUGCCUCUCGCGCAACUUUAUUUUUUCCGCCCGUGUCGUCAGAAAAGGAGAGAAUUCGCCGCGAUACUCGAACACACACAGGCAGGAGAGAUCGCGCCAACCAAGCGCCGAACGCUCGUCCCGAGGAGAGGAGAAGGCGUCGUCUCGCUCUCUGUCCCACGCGAUGGAUCGUGACUCGCGUUCGUAUUCCUGCGGAGGCUGCGAGAGGACCGCCGCCGACGGCCGAGCUAUGCCGAUGGAGUAACAAGUGAGCGGCGAAGCGGCGUUGCCAUGACGACAGAGAUCCAUACUGUGGCGAUGACAGACCCACAGCUGACCAACAACAACAACAACAACAAUAACAACGAUGGCGAGCCAAAAUAUUUGCACAAGAAGUUCAAGAAGAUGGCGACGACCGAAAUCGCGCCGAAGAUCGUCGAACCCAGGAAGGAGACCACGGCGAACAACAUCGUUCCUGCCGAGACGCCCAAACGGAAGGACGUCGAUAAGGAUGGUAAAGAGUCAUCGAAGGAAUCCGGCCACAAACUCGAGGUUUCCUCGGAACCUGAGGGAACCGAACCCGCCACCGAGUCUCGGAAAAGCGGCUAUACAUGCCCUUACUGCAAGCUGACAUGCGCCAAGCCGAGUGUUCUUCAGAAGCACAUCAGGGCGCAUACGAACGAGCGACCGUAUCCGUGCAUACCGUGCGGAUUUGCUUUUAAGACCAAAUCAAAUCUGUACAAGCACUGCAGGUCACGCUCUCACGCGCACAAGGCGGAAAAGGGUGACAAGAUGUCUGAAGAUUCCGAUAUAAGCCUGUCGGACAGCGCCAGUAAUGGUACUGGAACACCACCGCCUCCUGUUUCGACGCCUUCGACGACAACGGCAACAGUAUCUACCGCUGCGGUGAAAAAUGUAAAAACCGGCAAGAUAUACAAGCCGAGGUUUCAAGCUCGAACGACUUUACAAUGCGUCAACAGCGACACGGAAACGUCUUCCUUAUCGCCCAGUUCUUCCAGUAGUUCCUCCUCUUUCUCUUCCAUAACUACUUCCGCUUCUAAUUCCGUCAAGCCGAACGUGGAACAAUUGCAAGAUCAUAUCGACAAGAUUAUCACGGACAAUCAGGCGAUUGUCGAUGCAGUGGACCCACGUCUGCAUAAGCUAAUGCAGCGCCAACAGAGUUUGGUGGAGAUGAAACAAUCAUACGAGCAACAACCAUUGAACUUGUCUUCCACGGAGGAAACCUUGAAUAGCAGAAAGCGUUGCUACAGCGACAGCUGCGCUCAGGAAACAAAGGAAAGCGCACACAAUUCUGAAAGUUCGAUCAUCAAAGAUCUCCUCCUGAAAACUCGUGAUUUUGCGAAUGGAUCAAUACCAGAGAUUACGUUGGAAAAUUUCAUUUGUCCCACUUGUCAUAUUCCCUACACUAGCAUGGACAACCUAGAAGCUCAUCGUAAAUAUUACUGCAAGGCUAGUCCCCGAAGAGAAACGGAUUAUCAAAUAGAGCUGGAGAAACGAAAUUCUGACUUUGAUUCUAAGUCUUCCAAUUACUACAGCAUUUUGCAGCCUCUACCAUCGCCGGGCCCUCUAUUGGGUAAUACUAGACUGGUCGAUGCAUAUGCUCCACCCAUCAAAAAGCAGAGAAUGGAGACUGUGCCAACCAGCUUGAGGUCGCUGGAAGAACUGAGUAAGUACCCACGUCCGAACUCGCUACAGAUGUUCGGUGGAGAAGUGAGGAUUCUCGACAAUACCGGCGAGGUAACGAAAACAAUGCGAAUCGAGCCGCGACAGACCAGCUCGCCCCCGAGCGAUCACAUAAUCAAUGUUAACUGCGUGACUUCGGAGAUGGCGUCAAUAGUAGUGAGGUCAGGGCUUCAUUCUGGUGGUACCAUGCUGCACAAGACGUCGAGCAUACCAGCUAGUACGCCCAGUCCCUCCAUAUCCCUGUGCAACACGUCGAAGAUGGCAUCAUGCAUCAUACCGAACAUAUCAACUUCCAAUAUAAUGCCUAACAUGUCUUGCUACGAUUAUUUAGAGCCGCAUCUUAACCCGCUGACGAGUAUCACUGCCUACAACCCGUUGACUUUGCCACAAACGGGCAUCACGAGCAUUCUCCACGGGGACAAGGUGAUACGUUAUGUACCCGGUAUUCCUGGACCGCAUACGCUGACCGGUACGCCGACCAUAGACAUAUCUCCGAGUAUAACGGCCGGCGAAGCCGGUUACAAGGUGAUACCAGGUUUACCAGGCUUGCACAUGGUACAUCAGCCGUUAGACUUGGCCAAUCCCGUGAGAGUGCAACCCAGUACGGUACACUCUGGCAUGUCCGAUCUAUUGUCUGGACAUACUUCUUCCAUAUUGGAGCAACCUCUGGACCUGGCCAGUCCGGCGAAGGAGUCGGCAAAGAUCAGCUUUAAAACUCCUAGCGUCGACAGUCUGAAGAGCGGCUUAAUCAGUCCUAAAGUUCCUAGCGUCAAGGUCGAGACUUCGACGGACAAGCAUCGCGUGAGAAUAAUGACAAUGCCCAUUAAUAAAACGGAUUUAGAUCGUCAUAUCAAGAAUAAUGUGACUGUGAAGUACAAGGGUAUGGAGAGUCCCGAGAAAAGGGAGUUCACAUACGAUAAAAGUCCGAAGUUAGACAAAGCUUUUAGUUAUCUGAACGGCGUGAACCCCGCAACUUCGUCGAGUUCUUACAGUAAGCUAAAAUACACGACUAAAGUAAUUUUGGAAAAUAAGAAAAAGCUUUCCAAUUGGGGCAUUAAUGAUAUAGAUGUUGGUAGAGUAGCAUCGAUAGAGACGAAUAUCGCUACCUCUAAAUAUGAUCUACCAUCUCACGAGAAUGAUCGAUUAAAGAACAGCAUCCCUUCGAAUACACGUGGAUCCAAAAUCGUGGAUAAUUACAUAUUCAACGGGGCCAAAGUAAAGGCCGACAACGCGCCGUCGGUGAUACUUGUGAACUUAGAUUCUUUCAAAACAGAAGUGCGAACGAAAACUUCUACAGAGAUAGUUGUUAAGGACAAACAAUCCGAGGCCAAAUCGCCAAAAAGCGGCGGCGAUGUCGCUAAGGAAGCAACUAACGCCAACAAAUUCUUGAGACCUACAUCCUUGCCGCUGAAGCCCGGCACUUUCACGCCGAAGAAGCAUCAUGGGAUUACGCCUACGGCGAACACACUUCCUCUCAUUAGUCCGGAGACACCUCGACCGAAAAAGUCAUAUGGACAAUUAUAUUUAAACGGACACGCCUACACAUAUCUAGGACUAAAGUGUUCUACUAGAGUAUUCUAUUGCACUCUGAAUCGACCGCAGCCGAUGUACGUUACACAGCAGCAUGGUCUAUCGAUGUACUCUAACUGGAAAAGUAAGGAGGCACCGCUGGACGUGGACAUGGCGCAUUAUGACUCUCGGCACAGGCCUUUGAAUUACACCACCGCAUGGAAGAAGCAAGAAGAUAUUCUGACGCACUCCUCACAAAGGCCAACCACUCCCAACAGUCCAGACAGCGGAUUGGAGAGUGAUAUGCAGGAGAAAGCGAAAAGAGUGAAAAUAUUUGACGGAGGCUUCGAAAGUAAUGAGGAUUAUACUUAUGUACGCGGAAGAGGUCGAGGACGCUACGUCUGCGUAGAAUGCGGUAUUCGUUGUAAGAAACCGUCUAUGCUAAAGAAACAUAUCAGAACACAUACAGAUGUUAGACCAUAUACCUGCAAGCACUGUAAAUUUAGUUUCAAAACGAAAGGCAACCUCACGAAGCACAUGAAAUCCAAGGCUCAUUACAAGAAGUGCGUGGAAUUUGGCGUAGUACCGGUUCCUACGACCGUCUGCGACGAGAAUAUUGACAAGGAGGCCAUUGCGCGAUUAGCAGCCGGUGGUGGUAAUACGGAAGAAGAAGAGGAAGAGGAAGAGGAAGAUGAUAGCGAUGGCGAAGAGAGCGAAGAGUCUGGUAGUGAAGAGCAAGAAGCGGCACAAAGUCUACUGAGUCUUUCGCAACAUAACGCGACAAACAGAUUGCCGGGUUUACUGCCGUCAGGCAGACCUACGACAUAUCCAUAUGCGCUAACUCUAUCGACUACUUCCACGGUGAAUAUUGUAUCCACCACAACGAAUACAUCGAUCGUGAGCAGUCAAAGUAUUGCCGCGCAAGAAACGGCUUUAAUACAAAACGAAUUAUCGCAACGUUACUAUUUCCCAUCGAGUCGCGACACUACAGAAGAGACGAGAAUCAGUGUCAUUCAGUCAUCGAAGAAAAAUGACUGUGAUUUGGAGAUCGAAGAGAUUACCGAUGUCACAGACUCGCGUCAUCAACUUUCACAGCCCAUGGAUCUCACAACGAAGCAGACAGCUCAACUGUUGCUCUCGCCAAUCUCGCAAAGAACCAGACCAACAGACAUUCUGACUCCCGUUUCAGAACCGGUUCUAUUGCAAACAAUAGUCCAGACGAUGGAACGAUUGCCUAUACAGGGUAGAGAAUGGAAACCGAACGCGGAAGGUCACAUGUUGCAGGCGUAUCUUACGGAGAGACACAUGAUGGACAGUAAAAUGAAGCAGCAAUAUCGUGUGGGAAGUACCAAAUUGGAUAACAAACAAACACAAGAAAGAGAUAUUUAUCCGCGACACCAGGAUCUCAGUAGAUCUAGGAUGGAUUCCAAUGGCAUUCCAUCAGUGACGUAUACUGAUCCCAGUAAAAUGCAGCACACUGUUAUGGAGUCUAGAAUUAAGCACAUAACAAAGCACACUAGUGACGACAUUAAAAUGGAAAUCAGGGAGAAAAUUUAUCUCAACAAUAUGGCAAUGGAAAGACGAAUGUUUGAAUACGAGACUAUUCAUAAGGAUAAAGAACAAUCUAAUCGCCUGGUUUCUGAUCGUGAAAAUUUCGAGCUUAAUCUAACUAAUGAUCCCACUGGUACAAGGCCAAGUAUCGAAUAUAGUUUACCUAUAAGCAAGACUAAUAGCUCAAUGGAAAGAUCGACUUGUUCUACCGCACCUAUUCGCAGCACGCCCAAUAUCGACUGCCAUUCACCGAAAUCUUUGAAUAUAGAUAACCGACCACCAUUGAUGCAACACACGAACAAUGAGAUUGAUAAAAGUUCCAUGUUCAACGCGAUGAAGAUGAUGAGUGAGGUGGAAAGGUCUAGGGAAUGUCAUACCGUCAAUCAGGAAAUGAGGCCUGCGAGUCAUGAGAUCAGACUCACGACCAACGAUAGUCGAAUGCAGAGUCCACGGAAUCUUGAUUUAAGACCGCCCAGCAGAGAGAUCAGAACGCCCGGUCAAGAGUACAGAGCACAGAAUCACGAACUGAGGCUACCGAGUCAACAAGAAUACAAAAUGCGAAGUCAAGAGAUGAGAUCGCCUAGUCGCGAAUACAAGCCAUCGUUCGCUCACGAUAUACAAGUCAUCCAGGAGCUUAUGCCGUCGACAAACAUGGAAAUGCGGCAAACAAAUUCAGAAAAUAGGCCAGCAAGUAGUGAGAUGAGAGGUCUUUUGGAAUAUAGAGCGCAGCCUCAAGAUCCCCGUGCCGGCUAUGAGAUAAUGCAGUCGCCUAUACACGAGCCGCCCAAAUCGCAAAACAUCGAUGCGAGAAAUACAUCGCCGCAGGAAGCACAAAUCAUCUAUUACGAUGCGAAACAGAACACAGAUACCGUUAAACAAAACACACCGGAUAUGAAGCGAGCAGUAGCCAGAAAGAUAGUCGUCGGCGGCCCUGAUUUUCGAUCACCGUCACCGAAUACAGGAAAUCCGAAACCGCAAGCAGAAUUUUUACAACCAUCGAGUGGGCCAGCGCCUAAUUAUGUUAGUUUGACAAAGGAUGGUAGGAGUAUAUGUGGAAUUUGUAAUAAGGUGUUCAAUAAGUCUGGUCAGUUACGAUUGCAUAUCAAUAUUCAUUAUUUUGAGCGGCCAUUCAGAUGUGAAAGUUGUGCAGUUUCCUUUCGGACUAAAGGUCAUUUAACAAAACAUGAGAGAUCUGUUUCUCAUCAUAAUAAAGUCAGUAUGACUUCCACAUUUGGUGCAGCAACUAGCAGCAAUCCCAGGCCAUUCAAAUGUACAGAUUGUAAGAUAGCGUUCAGAAUACAUGGACAUUUGGCCAAGCAUCUUCGUAGUAAGAUGCACAUUAUGAAGUUAGAAUGCUUGGGCAAAUUACCAUUUGGAACAUUUGCGGAAAUGGAACGAUCUGGUGUCAACUUGAAUGAUAUCGACACGACAGACUGUGAUAAUAGUCUUAAUAGUCUGCAGAUGUUGGCUCAGAGAUUAUGCGGAAAGGAUCCUGCUAAAAUUGUGCAAUGGGAUUCGGAAACUCUGCCCGGACCGAUUGUGAGCGGUGGCGAAACUUCGUCAGAUGAAGGUGAACCUAUACCGCAGCACGCACUUCAUGCACAAUAUGUAAAAACGACGAAGGAUGCGGACAUUUCCCGAUCAUAUCAUGUGCCAAUCAUUACCGAAGAAUCGAAAGUCAUUAACGAUGCUCGUCUACACAGUCCCCAGUUUAAUCAGCAGAGGCGCGAUUAUGCUAUUAAAGAACAUCGAACAAUACCGGCCAUCGUUUCGAUGGAAGACACGAGGGCAGAAGAAAAUUUACAAUCAUACAAGUGCCAAGUUUCCUCUGUAUCUAUGCGUACUGUAAACGAAUUACAGGUACACCGUUUUGUUGAGCAUAAUAUUGAAACAGAUUCUAGUACAAAUAUCCAUGGAGAUAGGAAUGCAGGUAAAUGUAGUAGGGAAAAAGAGAAUACUCAGAAAAGAAUCGCAGAAGAUUCUGCAGUGAAGGAAGAUCACAUUAGGCCAAGACUAGAAGAUACAUAGUGCCAAAAUGAUAUAGCAUGCUAAAGAAUUUGUUUGGAUGGUGUCUAUAAUGUUACACACUUCCCUUGGUUUCAAGAUGUAUUCUAUACAAAACGCAUCACAGAUAUCUUACACAGAAAAGUCUUGUGCGGUACAUCCUAAAAAAAUAUCUCAAUAAGUAGUACAAUGUUUUAUGUUCUUGGGAAUAACGAUUUCUUGAAAAUUAACAUAUUAACGCAUGUUGAAUGCUUGCAAAGAUUUAGACAAAUCGCGCAUUGUUUGUAAUAAAGAUUUACGUGUUAUAAAUUUGCAAUUUUACGUUGCCAGAGUAUUUGGCAAAUUUCUGAGGAUUUUACAAAAUUUAUCAGAGAAGUAAAAGACAUGGACAUCGAAAAAAUGUUUAUGUUUAACAACAUAAAUUAAAAAGUACUGUCUCGAUCGCGUUUCUUUUAUUAUAGAUAUCGGUUUACUUAUAUUGCAUACAGCCCUAAUGCAACAUAAUCGCUUGUACAAUCCUCCUAUAAGACUACAUUCUUCCUCAUAAAAUCGGCUGAUAUAAUGCGUAAGUAAAAAGAAAAAAAAACGUAGCUCGAGAGAGAAAAAUAUUUAAUAAUAAUUAUAAUAUUUAUAUACAAUAGUAUCUCUUGUAGCGAGCAUGACGUGCAAUGAACUAGCAUGUGAUUCUGUAUUUAAAGUGCAAAUGUUGCUUUCAACAUGUUGAAGAGUAUUCUAAUAUUACACUUUAAAUUGAUAUAAAGCUUAUAUACAUAUAUACUAUAUUAUAUAUAUAUUUGUAUGAUAUUAGUAUGCGAACAAUUAUGAGAGUUAUUGUUGAUAUAAGAGGAAAUGCGUGUUUGUAUAUAUUUAUGUAUAAUAUAAUGUGAGAAAUGAUGUUAGUCUCUAUUAUAGUUUUAAGAAAAAUCAGAAAUCAGAAAUUGUAUCGGUUGCUCAGAUUACUUAUAAAUUUAUAAACACUUUUAUUAAAUGCUGCAAAUUCUUUAGUUUCCAUGUCUUGAAAGAUUUUCUUACAAGUAAAUAGGAUGUGAUAAGUAUAUCUACUUUGAUGUUAUCAAAAACAUUACUAGAUGUUAUUUAAUUAUCUUUAUAUCUUACAUUUGAUAUUAUUUUAAAUCUUUAUUGAUCUUACUCGUUAAUUGCUCUGAAAGACCGAUUUGCUGAUUCUGCUUAAGACAUUUAAGAAGCCAGAUACCUUCCAUGAGCGACAGCUACCGUAUCUUAUAAUUAACUGUCUAUCUUUCUGUAAUGCUAUAUCUAGUUUUGAUAUCUCACUCAAGCACGACAAUGUCUUUCCUAAACUGCAUAAUCAGACACCGUUUAUCACAAUUUGUACCUAGAUGUGCUUGAGCUAAGAUAAUAGAGAUAUGGAUAUAUGAAAUGACUGCACAAUUGUAUACAAUGAGGUCCAGUCCAAGUGAUUGUCACUAAACGAUAUCAAUGUAGCAUAGUCUAACAUAGCAUUUUGGAUGUAUAUCUAUUAUCUAUACAAUUCUAUCGACUCCAAUCGCAAAACUACAUACGAGCUUCCAAGAUGUACAUGUGUUCUAUGUACCCAAAAUGCCAAGCCAACAAUUUGCGUUUGAAAAAAUCAGCGAAAACAAUGAAAGUGGACUUUCAAUACAAAUGAUAACGCGGUUUUUUCACGUGAAAUGCAUAUUUUGCAAAUACGUGUAAUACACGUCUCUCUUGAUUAUUCGAAUGUAUACUUAUAUGUGAUUUUGAAAGAAUGUACUUUGCCAAAUUAUAGAUUCAUAUUCUCAAUAUAUUUUCGAAACAUAGUUGUCCGUAAAAAUAUCAAGUAUAUUCAAACGUAUACAUAUCAUAUGUACUGAUUUCUCGAAAUUAACUGAGACGAUGGAUGGCUAUGCGUUUUAUCAUUUGAUCAAAUCGAAUGUCGCACAGUACAAGUUAGAUUUACUUGAUAACACUUGCAGUUUUGACUGUGCACUCUGAACAUGAUCGCAAUUCAAAUUCUACAAUGUUAAACUGAACGUUUGAAAAUUAUUGUAUGACAAUAUCUUUGAAAUUAAAUAAUAUCAUGCUAAUUUUUAUACAUAAAAAUUGUAAAAAGGUUUUUACAAUUUCAAAAUUUUGUUAUGAUCACUCUUUUAAAAAUUCGUAUACAUAUAAUAUUAUGCGAUUUCAAGAUCAAAGAAUAAUUCUUGAAUUACUCUGAAUUACUACCACAAAAUAUGACUAUAUGUAUAUCAUCACAAAAUAUGAUGAUUUUGAAAUAUAGCUAUGAAAUAUGUAGAAGAAAGAAUAUUGAUUAUAAUUCUUAUAUAUAUUUCAAAAAAUCUGUUUUUACAAAAAUAUUUUAAAUUUCAAUAAUUGUUCAAGUAACAGAGUAUUGAAUAUAUAUCUUUAAAUAACGAUUUUCAUUAUGAUAUCGAGGAUACAUAUAAUAUAAUCAAAAGUAAUUUGAGAUUUACUUGAUUAUAUAAUAUAUCGAUCAUUCAAAUUCAAGAAGCCAAUGGAAGAAUAAUUUCAUUUAUGAAUUAGAGAUAUGUGAGAUAUAUGAAAAUUAAAUUUUAGAAAAAAUAUUUAUCAGAAAUAAGAUUAAUCUUAAAUCUCUUAUUUUGAAAAGCAAAGUUUAUUACUUUCUUGCAUUGAAUGAUCGAUAUGCUAUUCUAAUUGUCAUCCUCCUUAUUCAGAGAAAAUUCAGCCGUGUAAUUUAUAAAUAUGUGAUGAAUAUGUUUUAAUUAUACUCCAAUGUCUUCCUUUGUAUAUUAUACCAUCUGAUAUAAUAAUUUGUUUAUUAAGACUAUUCUACAUAUAACUGUUAUAAUAUUUGAAUUCGAUUAAAUAGAGUCUGCAUUUUACGAUAAGUACUAAAAGAACCAUGUUAUAAACUAAUAUCCUAAAGUAAGUACAAGUAUAUCUGAUAAAAAAAUGGAGACAUAUUUAUUAUUAAGAGCGUGUAUACACGCUCGUAUCUAUGAUUUACAUUACACAAAAAAAAGUUGGCUUGGCUACUUUCAGACUCAGUAUUAGAUUUUGAGAAUAAUGGAGAAAAAAGAAUGGUCGCGAAAAAGCUUGUACGGCUUCUAGAUGGUUUUAUACUAAUUUAUGUUUUUUAUGCAGACGAAUCGGCGUUCGACACUCAAUUUCACGAGAUGUUUCCGAAGGAACUCUUUGCUCUAGCCUCCUCUCCCAGUUCUAUAUUUUUGUGGUAAUUUAGAUGAUUUAAAUUUUAUAUACACGCGCAUUGUGUAAACGAUGACACAAAUACCUGGCAAUAUAGUAUUUUAUAUAUAUUAUAGAUCUUUAAGAUUUUAUAAAAAUGUUCUUCCCCGCGCGCGCAAGAAAGAAAAAGAAAGAGAGAAAGAGAUGUGAAAAGAAAGUAAUUCAUCAUCUUUUAUGCACGCGUAAAAUGUCAUGUGCUACUUUGCAGCUGCUUCAACAAAUCAUCUGUGGCUUGAGCAACUUUAGGAUAAAAACUUUUAUUUGAAUCCAACCGUAUUGGGCUUUUUUGCCUAUCAAUAUCAGAUAAUGGGACCGGAAUGAUAAUUUUAUAAGCGUAUACUUGAGUAAGGUAGCAAAUGGAUUUUAUGAAUGCCAAUGUGUUUUGUCAGUGUCAUCGUUACAUUUUUUUUCUGAUUCUGUGAAUUCUGUUAAACUACUGAUGAGAAUAUAUAAUUUUUAUUUAUUGUAAAUAAAAGAAAGAACAUUGCUGAAA
Messenger RNA from Cataglyphis hispanica, 12520 nucleotides. RefSeq lists its product as uncharacterized. Gene Ontology annotation, cellular component: nucleus. The record is from RefSeq and is a predicted model, not a curated record. Gene Ontology annotation, biological process: regulation of transcription by RNA polymerase II. NCBI's taxonomy places the organism in Eukaryota, Metazoa, Arthropoda, Insecta, Hymenoptera, Formicidae. Gene Ontology annotation, molecular function: zinc ion binding; RNA polymerase II cis-regulatory region sequence-specific DNA binding; DNA-binding transcription factor activity, RNA polymerase II-specific.